AAAAUCUUUUGACAUGGGCACUUUGAAAGCAAUAGAGGCGUUGUAUAAAACCCGGGCCGCUAUGCAUGAUGGAUCCUUUUCUCAAACCUCAAAAUCUCGUCCACAAUGGCUACUAUGCUGGUAACAGACAUCUAUGAGCUCCGGCCCACACAACAAGCAACACUUUCAACCACCAGCUCUAGAACGUCGUUACAUCUUGCACCUUGCGAAAACAAUCUCGACCAGAAUAUUGGAAGACAGCCGAAUGUUACGCCUGCACAAAAUCGUUCGAUGUUGAAGACAUUCCUCAUUGUCUUCCAGCUAUGCAUGAUCAAUUUUCUUACUAGCAUUACGAACGGGCUUAUCACUGUCGGACUCCCAACUAUAGCAUCUUCGACCAAUCUACCUCGAUCUCUGUACCUAUGGCCAACUUCGGUUUACGGUCUCACCUCCGGAGCAACCCUCUUACUAGCAGGCGCUAUUGCUGACCAGAUUGGUGCCCGUUUGGUCGACUUGAUUGGAUGCGUUAUAUUGAGCACGUUCACGCUUGCGUGCAGUCUGUCGAACACGGGCGUUCAGCUUGUCGUAUUCAGAGCAUUUCAAGGCGUCGGCAUGUCCAUGCAUUUGCCUUCGUCCGUAUCUCUUAUCGCAGCCGCUGUCCCACAAGGCAAAGGUCGAAAUUUCAGCUACGGGUGUUUGGGCCUGAGCCAACCGCUGGGGUUUUCUACAGGUCUUGUGGUAGGAGGUAUUAUGAUUGAAAAGGCUGGAUGGAGGUCUGGAUUCUAUAUGUCUGGCGGUGCUCUGGUAGUUGCAACAGUUGUCGCGUUCUUUUUGUUACCCAAACCUCUUCCGACUCCACGAGCCCAUGAUCAUAGGCCAGUACUCAUCCGGCUAUGGGCAGAAAUAGAUUGGAUUGGCGGCAUCAUCGCAUCCGCCGGCUUGGCCUUGUUAUCUUAUGUCCUUGCUCUUCUCAGCGCCGAUCUGUCAAUUAUCCAUAAAGCGUCUACCGGUGCUUUACUGGCAUUGAGUGUGAUUCUCUUGCUCAGUUUUCCUGCUUGGAUGCACUUUCGCCAGAAGAAGGGCAACCCAGCGUUGAUUCCAAACAAUCUGUGGAGAAAAGCUGCUUUCACUUCGACCUGCAUAAUGAUCGCGUUAGCUUACGGGCUCCAGAACGCCAUGGAGUUGUUUUCAAGUCUAUAUUUCCAGGAGAUCCAGAAGACUUCUUUGCUCCUCACAUCGCUUCGUUUAUUGCCGAAUUUGCUCGUUGGAGCAGCUAUCAACUUUAUGGUCGGUAUGCUGGUCGACAGGUUUUCUGCAAGGCGACUGGUAGUUAUCUCCUCCCUGCUUUCCGCUGGCGCGCCUCUAAUGAUGGCUUUCGUCGAUCCGAGAUGGAGUUAUUGGAACAUGGAAUUUUGGGCACAGAUUCUUGCCCCCAUGUGUGGGGACGUACUGUUCACCGUCGGGUUACUCAUCAUCUCCAGCGAAUUCCCUGAAGAAACGCAGGCGUUGGCAGGCGCUGUGUUCAACACUCUUGCACAGUUCGGAAUGAGCUUAGGUGUGACCUUAUGCCAAGUUGUCGCACUUGCUGUGAGUGCCAAAGACUCAGGUCAGGUUUUAAGCAGCAAUAGAUACGGCCCUGAUGAGGAGAGAAAAUCUCUGCUUGGAGGCUACCGGGCCAGCUUCUGGAGUAUGUUUGCAUUUGGAGCUACAUGUGCUCUAGUUGCCGCAGGCGGUUUGCGAAAGGCGGGUAAAGUAGGGGUUAAGAGAGACUAAUUUGUGCAUCAAAAAUAAAAAAGCUGCACUCGAUAUUUAGAAACAAAAGUUUGGGUAUUCUUCAAAGAAGAUAUACAUCUUGACAACGAAUAUGCUUUUUAAGGUCCCACAACAGUCCACCAGAGCAUGCC
Molecule: messenger RNA, 1883 nt
Organism: Verruconis gallopava
Lineage: Eukaryota; Fungi; Ascomycota; Dothideomycetes; Venturiales; Sympoventuriaceae
Exons: 1
Coding region: 106-1752 (548 amino acids)
Biological process (GO): transmembrane transport
Cellular component (GO): membrane
Molecular function (GO): transmembrane transporter activity
Source: RefSeq, a predicted model, not a curated record